AAUGAGUUGUAUGUAAACGUCAUUUCUCGGAGUCAUGGUUGUCCUGACAAUCACUAGGUGGAUUUGGGUUGCCCCCCCCCAACUCUGAAGGUCCCGCCUACCUACAGUCAGUCGGGCUGCUGACCGGUCUCCAUUUCGCAGCGGACACUCUCAGACAACGCAGAGCCGCUCUCCGGACGAGCCGCGCCCGCUGUAGGACCCUCCUGUUCCCCGCAACUUUUCUCUCUCUCUUUGUGCCUGGGUCAGGCUCUUUAUCCCCGCUGUAAGUAUGAGUGUAGCGGUGGCAGAGGGCUGCUUUCUGUCCGCUCUGCAGCCCAACUCGUCCUGCACCGCCUAUGGGCUUCCCUCGGACGGUAUGUCUCCGGCCAGGAGGGUCCGAGAGCAGGUCCGGAUGCGACUGGCUGAGAAGAAGUCCUCCUCCCUGCCCAGGCUGGACGACUCUCUGUUUGGAUCAACAGACUACAGCUUUCCUGAGGCAAAGAGCUUUUCCCACAGCCACGGUUUCAGUUCCAGAUCCAUGAUACACACACCCAGCCGCGUCAUGGCUAUGCCCACAGCACCCCUUCGCUCCCCCGGUUUCUCCUCUCGCUCCGCUGUGGAAAGCAGCUCCAAGGUGAGCCAUAAAGCCUCCAGCACGGCCCAGAGCAGCUUCCGCUCCUUCCAGUCACAGAGCAGAAGCAGACGCUCCAAGUCACUGUGCCAAGCAGACCAGGAGGCCCUUCCUCUCACCGUGCUGCCUCCUCCAGAGAACGGCUCCUACAUGAUCACGGUGCCUCCCUCUGGCACCCUAAGGCGCAGCCUCAGUGGGACACUGGCCCAGGACAGAGGCUGCUGGCAGGCCGAGGAGCUGCCGUGUCAGUACACCUACAAAGGCCCGUCCCACCGCACCAUCAGCAGAAUCACCAACCGACAGCAGCAGCAGCAGCAGCAGAGCUCUGCCUUUGGCCAGGAGGGCUGGGUGGGGACUUGCAGGGGCGUCCCCAUGGCAGGGGACGGCUGGGGGACACAGUGGCAGCAGCAUGUGUCCAGGGCCAACCAUGCCAUGGGGACGGGCCAGUACCAAGCCCCGCUCCACCGGGCCGCCUCGCUCCGCAGUGUGAGGAGUGUCGGGAAAGGUGUGGAUAUCUUGGAUGGAGCGUCGAUACACAGCAACGACCCACUGGAAGAUAUGCAGAGUCUGGACAUGGCUACAGCUGUCAGAUAUCUGUCUGAGUCCGAUGAUGCCUUGCAAGUUCUGGGAGCUGCAUACAUACAACACCAGUGUUACCAUAGCAAUGAUGCCAAAAACCAGGUCCAUGCUCUGCAUGGCGUCCCAGCUCUUGUUCAGCUUUUCUCCAGUGACAGCCUAGAAGUGCAGCGCUUUGCCACCGGCGCCACGCGGAACCUCAUCUAUGAGAAUGCUCAGAACAAGGCGGCACUCAUCGACGCCGGCGGAGUGAUGCGUCUGGUCAGCAUCCUGAGCAAACCCGACGAGGAGCUUCGAAAGACCAUCACAGGUGUCCUGUGGAAUCUGUCCUCCAGAGACAACCUGAAGGAGAAGCUGUCCAAAGAAGCUUUAUCAGAGCUGACAGAGAACAUACUCAUCCCUCUGUGCAGCAGCAUGCCACUCAGCCCGUCUGAGAAAGACAUCUUCUACAACACCAGCGGCUGCCUCAGGAACUUGAGCUCAGUGAAUGAGAGGACGAGACAGAAGAUGAGAGACACGCGAGGCCUGGUGGACUCUCUGGUGUCCUACAUUCAACAAGCGGACAGGGCAGAUGACAAGGGUUUGGAGAAUUCAUUGUGUGUGAUGAGGAAUCUGUCCUACCAGCUGUACACAGAGCUUCCUCCCUCGGUUCGACACCGUCUGGAGGGCCCGACGAGAGCCUCCGCCUCCAGGGACAGUGAGGCCAUCGGCUGCUUUACUCUGUAUAACAAAAAGCACACUGAGCGUAACCAGAAUCUGUCCAUAUUGUCUGAGGUGUCCCGACAACCUAAGGCCUCUGAGUGGCUGUGGCACCCUAAUGUGGUGGCGCUCUACAAGCUCGUUCUGCAGAACAGCGACAGCAGCUCCACCAGCCGCGAGGCUGCCAUAGGUGCCCUGCAAAAUAUCACUGCAGGGGAGGCCAGGUGGUCAUCGGUACUGAGUGGUGUGGUCGUGGAGCAGGAGAGGAUGCUGCCCAUCCUGCUGGAUCUGUUAGACACCAACAGUGACAUGGAGCUGAGGUCUCUGACUGGCCUGCUGAGAAAUCUGGCCAGACACUCCACCAACAAAGACCACAUGGCUAAGAGCAUGGUGAACAUUCUGGUGACCAAGCUGCCCAGUGAUGGCCUGCAGAAAACACCAUCCAGCGAGGUGGUGGUCAACAUCUGUGGAGCCCUCAAUCACCUGGUCACCGGCAGUUCCUUGGCAGCCCGUGACAUCUCAUAUUUCAACGGCUUGCCCAAACUGUUGGGCAUCAAGACAUCCCAUGAUAACAGCUCUGGGAGUCUAAAAGCCGCCAGAGCAGCCUCCACUGUCCUCUGCAACAUGUUCCAUUACAACAAACUGCACAAGGACUACAAACUGAAAGGAUUUGCCAGACGAGACUUCACAGAUGCCGCCAUCUAGGCUGCAGCACAUUACGUGAUUCACCCUGAGCUUUCGACCUCAGGAUCAAGGUUGCUGGGAGGAAAAAGACGAGGAACGACAGUUGGAUUCACUGAGCAGAUUAUCUUACUGUGACGGACUUACAGGAAGAGAAAAAUGGACUGGAGCCAAUGGACUUAAAGCGUGUCCUCUUUCAGGUGGCUGGCUGUGUGUUUAACUUGGCUUAGCUUAAACUAGAUAGCCUGUGAUGAUGGGAAUUUAACGGUUUCAACACACACAGUGGACUUCACCCCCAAAUAUACCAUAUGCUCUUUGACUGAUAUACUGAUAUGUUGUUUUGACACUGAUUCCAAUUUAUUUUAAACUAAUGUUCUUUAUAGCUGAUAUAUGAUGCCCACAUUAGAGAGAGAGAGAGAGAGAGAGAGAGAGAGAGAGAGAGAGAGAGAGAGAGGCUUAAAGACAUAGCAAUGUCGGUCAGUCAGUCCACCCUUAGGUCCAGACUAGGGUGACCAGACUUCCCUGUUUCCCGGGGACAGUCCCCGGUUUUGGUGGCGUGUCCCCAGUUGGAGUUCUUUCCUUGGAAACAUCCCCGUUUUUAACUACUGUGUGUUAUAAACAGGCCGAAAAGUGAAAUGAUAUCUUAUGUGGCAAGACUGGGCAGCAGAUCCUACCGGUUGACAUCUUAAUCGCGCUGUGCUUGUUUUUUAAAACAGUUACCAUGGUCAAAAUACAUGAAACCAGAAUUGUCCCCCUAUUUAUUUUAUAGAUAAUAACAUUGGAUAUUUCAAUUAUACUGUAUAUUGACCAUACUAGGAAAGGCCCCCCAUUUUCAUUUCAGAAAUCUGGUCACCUUAGUCCAGACUGGAGAGUCUCGACAACUGUUGGAUGGAUUGCCAGUUUCCCGGCCUGAAUCAUUAUCCCAGGCUUUAGUGAUGAUCAGGGUAAAAUAUGAAUGUGUCUAAUACUUUGGUUUAUGAUCAAAUACCUGCAAAACUAAUGACAUUCCCAUCAGCCUCAGCUGCACUUUGUGUUAAGUGCUAAUUAGCAAAUCUUAGUAUACUAACAUGCUAAGCUAAGAUGAUGAGCAUGCUAAACCUUUUCUGCUAAAUAUCAGCAUGUUUGCAUGCUAAUGUAAGCAUUUAGCUCAAAGCACCAAUGCUAAUACACACCAACGGCUUCACAGAGUAGCUAGCGUGGCUGUUUGUAGUCUUUUUAACAAACAAAUGUCAGACGUAUUUUUCUCUCAGAUGUUAACCAUCAGAGUUGGGCGGUAGCCAUUUUCGUUAACAGUCAACCCAUUCUCACUCCAAACUCGUAAAAUAAGGACGUUUGGACAGUGGCUGUCAGUGGUUGUCAGUAGCUGUCAGCGUCUGACGCGACGAAAAAGGCAUCUUUCAGCGUGUUUGUAUAACGCACCGGGGAGAGCAGCAGUUAGAUGGGGUUUAGCGAGUAGUAUGUAAGGAUGAAAUUCUGCAUAAGGAGGUCGAUUGGGGUGGUGGAUGGGUCAAACACGGGACUUUCACCCAGAAGACCGGGGUUUGCGUCCCGCUUGUCACGUUUCCUAAAGUGGCUUUUUUCUUUAACUGACCCGUUGUUCCCGCAUCACGGAACCGUAUGCCCACCCACGACCCUUUCCUAAACCCAGCCGACCCGUUGUUCCCGCGUGUCACGGAACCGUAAGCCCAACCAUGACCUUUUCCUUAACAUAACUGCGUCAAAAGGGAUGGCAAUAGUCCCGACCAAGCGCUUUUACUUAAAGCUCAAAAGGGACGGCAAUAGUCCCGACCAAGCGCGCUUACUUAAAGCGCUAAAGGACUUUUAGCGUCAAUAAGAACGACAAAGGCACCUGACCAAGCGUCCAUAUUUUACGAGAUGGGUGUGAGAACCUGUUGCAACAGUCCAAAAAGCGAACAAAUUAGCAGUUAGAGGAGUUUAUCAAGCAGCUCCAGAUUUCAUUUAAGUUUAGAUAUCAGCCAUUCAUAUCUUGUUCAUUUGAGAUUUUGCAUUCGUUUGAUUUGUUUUACUUUUGUAUCUGUCCUGAGAAUGAAAAUGCUCUUAGAAAUGAAUGCAUUUAAUUAUCAUUUCAUAAAAGAAUAAAUGAGAAGACAGCAUGAGAGGCCACCAUGGCAGUCUAAGAAAGGACUACUCUUCACCAAACAUCAAAUUAUUGGCCAAACAACUGUUUGCAAUUAACCUGUCUUCACAAUACAGUGUGUUGUGCUCAUAAUGAAGUAAAUUGUCCCCUUUAAAAAAAUAUACUGUAUGUGCUGAGGAAUAUCAUCAAAGAUUGGAGAAAAUAGUGUGUUAUUUAAGAAAAAAAAAUGGAUACUCUUACUCUGCCCUAUAUAAUCUAUCUAGUCAAACAAAAUUUACUUUACAGUAAAAGGAUACCCUGAGCCUCACAAUAGUGUCUGCUGAGAGGCCAGCAGGAGCCAAGGAGGGGGAUUUCUCUUGAAGGCCGUGUGGGGGAGAGUGUAACCUUCGGACCUGGAGUUUAUCACAUGGAGGAAACUGAGGCAGACCAGCAGCAGAUGGAGGAAGGGAGGGGCUCAGACAGAAUAAAAAGGCUUGGUUCUGCAGUGGGAACAACUGGAGAGAGGGGCUUCAACAAAAAGACCACCCAUCCCCUGAAACAGGGAAGCAGUGCAUAUAAGAGUUCUAUAAAGUGAAAUGAUCUGCAUUUUUGUGCAGCUGAAUUUGUACAUCCAUUCUCUCCCCCUCAGAUUGCAGGACAUUGAGCAUGUUAAGCUGCACAGAGCAGAUGUGAACAAUAAGUUAGAUCAGGGAGAACUGCAUCGUUAUGGAGUAUGUAAUUGUUUUAAAUGUGUUCCCUGUUCUUCCUUAUACUCCAUUUUUGAUCAUGUUUAUUAAUGAUCAUAAUAAAUAUUAGCAUUAUUAAUA
Molecule: messenger RNA, 5470 nt
Organism: Perca flavescens (yellow perch)
Lineage: Eukaryota; Metazoa; Chordata; Actinopteri; Perciformes; Percidae
Product: plakophilin-3
Exons: 13
Coding region: 269-2590 (773 amino acids)
Biological process (GO): cell-cell adhesion
Cellular component (GO): plasma membrane; cytoplasm; adherens junction
Molecular function (GO): protein binding
Source: RefSeq, a predicted model, not a curated record